CCCCUUACUGGGAAAGGAAGUGUCUACGUGGCCUGCGGAAACGGGAUGGGCGGAAAUGAGCUAAGGUUCCCGCAGGUGGGGAAGCGGGAGGUCGAGGCUGGUGCCACGCCCCCGAACCUCUUGAGCAACUAUCGCAGCAAAAAGGAGAAAAAAAGGUCAUGCUAUCCUCUCAAAUGUGAAUACUCUCCUGCCUCCUCUACUUACCAGUGGGACAAAGCUUCAGCAGAUUCCUGACUCUUAGCAGGUCCUUGGAAAAUGGUACUUCAGCCAAACCUGUUCUCUACUUCCUUCUGCCCUCAAGCUGAAAGAAUACAAGCACGAAUAGACUUGCUUGAAAAACCUCUGAAAGAGAAAGUUGGAUCCAUCUGCUGCUUCUUAUUCUAUAGAUCCAAUUAUUUCCCUUUUUCUACAAUCAAGACAGCUUGUCUGGCAAAAGGACUCUGGACUGCUUGGCGGCCUGCUCUUCUUUUCCAAGGUGAACACUCUGCCUUAGGAGAAAUGGGGUUAAUAAACAAGAGUGAAGGAGAAGAACAGCUCAAGUCCAGCAACUCUCAUUUGCCCAGUGAAGAUCAAGGAGAAGAAAUCCAGCAGCCCGGAGAGGACACUGAGGCUCUUCUUCGACCCCAGAAGCACCCGGUGCGGGCAGCAUGCUGCCACCAAGAAGGCUGGCAGUGCCCUCUUGAGGAAAGCCUGGGUACUGCCGGGAGCCCAGCUGGACUCUGGAAAACAUUUUGCCAAGGGCAUCCAACAGAAUCAAUGGAAGCUGAAUCACAGAAAAAGGAGAAGAGGACAAAGAUACUCAGAGAGAAAAAGUAAAGGACCGAAGAAGGAGCCUGGAGAGACCAGGAUCCUGCCAGCUGAACAAAGUCAGCCGCAAAGCAGACUAGCCAGCCGGCUGCAAUUGGAGUCAGAG
Molecule: messenger RNA, 913 nt
Organism: Choloepus didactylus (southern two-toed sloth)
Lineage: Eukaryota; Metazoa; Chordata; Mammalia; Pilosa; Megalonychidae
Gene: TMEM31
Product: transmembrane protein 31
Exons: 8
Coding region: 256-816 (186 amino acids)
Source: RefSeq, a predicted model, not a curated record